Cinclus cinclus is the source of this 3096-nucleotide messenger RNA. It is a transcript of the gene CNKSR2, whose product is annotated as connector enhancer of kinase suppressor of Ras 2. The transcript is spliced from 22 exons. Gene Ontology annotation, biological process: regulation of signal transduction. The record is from RefSeq and is a predicted model, not a curated record. Lineage: Eukaryota; Metazoa; Chordata; Aves; Passeriformes; Cinclidae. Bases 1 to 3096 code for a protein of 1031 amino acids. Gene Ontology annotation, cellular component: membrane; cytoplasm. Gene Ontology annotation, molecular function: protein binding.
AUGGCCCUCAUCAUGGAGCCCGUCAGCAAGUGGUCACCGAGCCAGGUCGUGGACUGGAUGAAAGGUCUUGAUGAUUGCCUGCAGCAAUAUAUAAAGAACUUUGAGAGAGAGAAGAUUAGUGGUGAUCAGCUAUUACGAAUUACUCAUCAGGAACUGGAGGAUCUUGGAGUCACACGAAUUGGCCAUCAGGAGCUUAUUUUGGAAGCAGUAGACUUGCUCUGUGCACUGAACUAUGGUUUGGAAACAGAAAAUCUAAAAACCCUUUCUCACAAAUUGAAUGCAUCUGCCAAAAAUCUGCAGAACUUCAUUACUGGGAGGAGGAGGAGUGGUCACUAUGAUGGAAGGACCAGUCGCAAAUUACCGAAUGAUUUUCUGACAUCAGUAGUGGAUCUCAUUGGAGCAGCUAAAAGUCUUCUGGCUUGGUUGGACAGAUCACCUUUUGCUGCUGUCACAGAUUACUCAGUAACAAGAAAUAAUGUCAUACAACUCUGUCUGGAACUAACAACAAUAGUACAACAGGAUUGCACAGUAUAUGAAACAGAGAACAAAAUUCUUCAUGUGUGUAAAACUCUCUCUGGCGUCUGUGAUCACAUUAUCUCACUCUCUUCUGAUCCCCUGGUUUCCCAGUCUGCCCACCUUGAAGUGAUCCAGCUUACAAAUAUCAAGCCAAGUGAAGGGCUGGGUAUGUACAUUAAGUCAACAUAUGAUGGUCUUCAUGUAAUUACUGGAACAACAGAAAAUUCACCUGCAGAUCGGUGCAAGAAAAUCCAUGCUGGGGAUGAAGUGAUUCAAGUUAACCACCAAACUGUGGUGGGGUGGCAGUUGAAAAAUUUGGUGAAUGCACUACGAGAGGAUCCGAGUGGUGUUAUCUUAACUUUGAAAAAGCGACCUCAGAGCAUGCUUACCUCAGCACCAGCUUUACUGAAAAAUAUGAGAUGGAAGCCCCUUGCUCUGCAGCCUCUUAUUCCUAGAAGCCCUACAAGCAGUGUGGCUACUCCAUCCAGCACUAUCAGCACACCUACAAAAAGAGACAGCUCUGCCCUUCAGGAUCUCUACAUACCCCCUCCUCCAACAGAACCUUAUGUUCCAAGGGAUGAAAAGGGAAAUCUCCCCUGUGACGAUGUUGGCAGACAUAUAGUGGGCAAACCAGUUCAUACAGGAUCUGAAUCUCCAAACUCAUUUCUGGACCAGGAAUAUCGGAAACGCUUUAAUGUGGUUGAAGAAGAUGCAGUUUUGUACUGCUAUGAGUAUGAGAAAGGAAGAACAAGUGGUCCUGGAAGGAGAGAGAGCACACCGACAUAUGGGAAGCUGAGGCCUAUUUCUAUGCCAGUAGAAUAUAACUGGGUGGGAGAUUAUGAAGACCCAAAUAAAAUAAAAAGAGAUACUAGGAGAGAAAAUUCAUUGCUUCGCUAUAUGAGCAAUGAGAAAAUAGGUCAAGAGGACUACAUGUUUCAAAGGAAUAGCAAAAAGGAUACUGGGAAAAAGUCCAAAAAGAAGGGAGACAAGAGCAGUAGUCCAAGUCAUUACUCACUGUUGCCUAGUUUACAAAUGGAGUCAUUGAGACAAGAAGUCAUGGGCACACCUGGACCAGAAACUGCUUUGUACCAUACAUUUCAGCAGUCUUCUCUACAGCAGAAAAGUAAAAAGAAGAACAAAGCUCCUAUUCCUGGUAAAAGCAAAAGACGGAUCUCAUGUAAAGAUCUUGGUCGAGGGGACUGUGAAGGCUGGCUUUGGAAAAAGAAGGAUGCCAAGAGUUAUUUCUCCCAAAAAUGGAAGAAGUACUGGUUUGUCCUGAAGGACACAUCUCUGUAUUGGUAUAUCAAUGAAGAGGAUGAAAAAGCAGAAGGAUUCAUCAGUCUACCUGAAUUUAAAAUUGACAGAGCCAGUGAAUGCCGCAAGAAAUAUGCAUUCAAAGCCUGCCAUCCUAAGAUCAAAAGUUUUUAUUUUGCUGCUGAACAUCUAGAUGAUAUGAACAGAUGGCUCAACAGAAUUAACAUGCUUGCUGCUGGCUAUGCAGAAAGAGAGAGGAUCAAACAAGAGCAAGAUUACUGGAGCGAGAGUGACAAGGAGGAAGCUGACACUCCAUCAACACCGAAGCAGGACAGCCCCCCGCCCCCGUAUGACACGUACCCACGGCCACCUUCAAUGAGCUGCACAAGCCCCUACGUGGAGCCCAAGCACAGCCGCCUGUCGUCCACGGAGACGUCGCAGUCGCAGUCGUCGCACGAGGAGUUCCGCGCGGAGGUGGCGGGGAGCGCCACCGAGUCCCCGGUGCGCAAGACCGCGAGCCAGCGGCGCUCCUGGCAGGACCUCAUCGAGACGCCGCUCACCAGCUCGGGACUGCACUACCUGCAGACGCUGCCGCUGGAGGACUCCGUGUUCUCCGAGGUGGCCGUGGUGUCCCCCGAGCACCGGCGGCAGUCGACCUUACCCACCCAGAAGUGCCACCUGCAAGACCACUACGGCCCCUUCCCCCUCGUAGAGGGUGAGCGGAUGCAAGUGCUGAAUGGGAAUGGGGGAAAGCCCCGAAGUUUCACUCUGCCCCGGGACAGCGGCUUCAACCACUGCUGCCAGAGUCUCUCAGUCGGUGCUGCCGACCACCACGAAGAAGCACAGCGGAAGGAGGUGGAGGAGGAGGAGGAAGAGGAAGGCAAAGCAGCAGAGGAAAACCAGGAAGAGAAAAUUGAAACUAUAGAGGAAAAAACAGCAGACUCCUUGCAAGAUUUGUACAGAGCCUUGGAGCAGGCCAGCCUGUCUCCUUUAGGAGAACACCGGAUUUCCACUAAGCUGGAAUAUAAGAAAUCUUUUAUAAAGAGAUGUAGCGAUCCAGUAGUCAAUGAAAAACUGCACCAGCUGCGAAUUCUGAAAAGCACUUUAAAGGCCAGGGAAGGAGAAGUAGCCAUUAUAGAUAAGGUUCUGGAUAAUCCAGCUUUGACGUCUAGAGACUUUCAAGAAUGGAAACAAAUGUACCUUGAUCUCUUCAUGAACUUCUAUGAAAGCAGCCCCCCGAGGGACUCUGUUAAUGGCUCCUCUGAGGUUGAAGCACUUAUAGCCUCAUUAGCACACACUCACUCUUACAUAGAAACACAUGUAUAA